Molecule: messenger RNA, 2727 nt
Organism: Apiotrichum porosum
Lineage: Eukaryota; Fungi; Basidiomycota; Tremellomycetes; Trichosporonales; Trichosporonaceae
Gene: SPC98
Product: Microtubule-nucleating Tub4p (gamma-tubulin) complex component
Exons: 10
Coding region: 1-2727 (908 amino acids)
Biological process (GO): mitotic cell cycle; spindle assembly; cytoplasmic microtubule organization
Cellular component (GO): gamma-tubulin small complex; equatorial microtubule organizing center; centrosome
Molecular function (GO): gamma-tubulin binding; microtubule minus-end binding
Source: RefSeq, a predicted model, not a curated record
AUGUCUCGUAGUGGACGCCCUGUGCCCCCUAUCGAAACGCUAGUCUACUCUGUCCUCCCAGGAUUGAGCAAGCUACCCGACAGUGCAAGACAGGAGCGAGUGGACGAGGUCGUCGAGUUCUGCGAGGAGAUCCUCCAAAGUCGCCUGCCAUCGUCUCUUCCUCUCGGCGCUUCCGCAUUGCCUGACACUGCGCGGCGCCUGCUAUCAUCGUCUGAUGACGCCCUCCGCUUCAACUCCCUUUGGGGUACCCUGGAACGUGGUCGAACACUCUCCGUGCCCCAUAAACACCUCCAGUUUCUUGUCGCCUUGUCAAAGGGCAACGAUACGCGAGACUCGUCCGCCUUCCCCCCUACAGCCUCUACGUCGCGCCCCCGCGGUGGCGGUGGCCUCGGGACCCCUUCGCGUCCCGGUCCAUCGACAGCAUCGAUCCUUGCAGAGGGUAACGGCCCGUCCAACCUCUCCUCAAAGUUGAAGAGCAUCGACAUUGGUUCGCCUCCCGACAGCCCCACGAGCGGACCAGGCGCCAAGAGCAAGGCUGCCCUCCUCCGUGAAUGGCGCACGGCACGCGGGCGGGCACCGUUCCCCGAAUCUCUGCUCCUGCGUGACACGCUCUACCUUUUGCAAGGCAUUGAUGGACGGUUUGUCCGCUUUGCUCUGGCCCCGGCACCCGAACGUAAUCCCUACCUCACCGAAAAGGGCCGGGCGGGAGAUGGUGCUGGCUUCCCGCUGGGCGCAGCCGGCACCGAGUUGCCACCCGCCGGUGUGGAAGACGAGGUGAUGGGCAUUGACAUUGUCGCAGAUGAGGCGAAGGAUGGCUACAUUUCGUUGCCAACUCGCAGCGUGCUCGUGCAACUGUCCGAGAUGGGUGUGCUUUACCGCAGGAUCACUGGUUUCAUCAAGGCUCACCAGGCUGAUGGCCCAAGCGCCAAGAGCGGUAUGGUUGUUCAGAGCUUGUGCCACUUUCUUCACCACGAGCUGUCCGAGUACCACCGUAUGCUGGCCGUCCUCGAGUCACAAAUGUCUCUCACCAACGUCGAGUCGGCCGCUCCUGCCGAGGGCUCUGGGUUGACGCUGCUCCGACUGGGCCUCUGGACCGAGGACAUGAAGCUCAAACUUCGCCUGAUGGAGAUGGUCGUGGAUGACGCAACUAAAGCCCAUGGCGGGGCUCUUGUUUCGAAGAUCCACACGCGCACCAAACACGGCGACCCCUUUGCGAGGCACUUUAUGGACCAAAUCCUUGAGGAGGUGUCCAAGCCCUUCUUCCUUGCUCUCCAGCGCUGGAUCUUGUCCGGAGAGUUGCACGACCCGUUCAACGAAUUCUUUGUCCAGCUCAACACCGAGGUGGACAGCGACCAGCCUUCGCCAUAUGGCGCUUCAGGUGACGCCGGUUUCGAGGAGGGCUUCGACAUUGGAGGUAACGUCAGCGACUCGCACCACAUAUGGGAGAAGAAGUAUGUCUUUGUCAAGGCCAUGGUCCCAGGGUUCAUCAGCGAAGACUUUGCAAAGAAGAUCUUCUCAACAGGUCGCAGUUUGAACUUUAUCAGAUACAACUGCUAUGACAAUGACUGGGUCGCAACGCAGGCGAGUCUCGCCAACAGUGGAGCACUAAAGUACUCUGACCUGACCGGUCUGGAGCGCUCCAUCGACGACGCCUACUCGUCUGCAAGCAAACGUCUGCUCGAGAUCUUCUUUGAAAAAUACAAGCUUCUCGACCAUUUACGGGCCCUCAAGGCGUACCUCAUGCUUGGCGCAGGCGACUUUGCGGAACUGUUGAUGGAGGCCCUAGCACCAAGACUGUCAAAACCUGCCAUUAGCUUGUACCGCCACCACCUGACAUCCGACCUCGAGUCGGCGAUCCGAGGUUCGAAUGCCCAGUUUGACUCUCCUGACGUGCUUCGCCGCCUCGAUGCUCGCAUCCUCGAGUACCAGCACGGAGAGCUCGGAUGGGACUGCUUUGCCCUCGAAUACAAGGUCGAGGCACCGCUCAACGCUGUUCUCGAUGCCGGCGCCAUGGACGCCUACGAUCGCCUCUUUCACCAUUUGUGGCGACUGAAGCGUGUGGAGACGGCUCUUACGCAGGGAUGGAUGCGAGUGACAAGCGCAUCAAGGGCAUUCGAGUCCUUGCCCAGCCUCGACAACGAUUGGCAUCACUGCCGCAUCGUACAGGCGGAGAUGGUCCAUUUUCUGCGCCAGUUGCAGGCUUUCUGCCAGCUCGAGGUCAUCGAGUGCUCGUGGCAGUCACUCAUGGAGUACACGGAUAAGCGCGAGGGCGACCUCGACUCGCUCAUUGCCGCUCAUCGGAUGUACCUCGACCGUGUCGUGCGGAAGAUUCUUCUCCUUGGCCACCGAGGACGCGACGAUGCGCUUCUCCUCCUUGUGCGCGAGGGGCUCGAUAAUAUCCUCAAGUUCCGCAACGCGACCGAGGACCUGUACGCUUGGAGUCUGGGCGAGGCGACGCGGUUGGACCGUGCACGCGAUGCCGAGCGUGGGAUUGCCAAUGACGAGUCGACUGCCGAGGCCGAGACCGCAGCCAUCGCGGCCUCUCUCGCGCAGCUCGAUGGUAUUCGCGAGCGUAUCCGCGUCUGCGCCACGGGGUUCCAGGAUUCUGUCACCACCAUGUGCAAGGAGGCAGGUGGACACGCCGACCUUGACGUACGCUUCCUGGCGAUCCGUAUCGCGUUCAACGGGCACUAUGCGCUGCGCAGGGGCGCGUCAAAGAAGAAGUAA